Messenger RNA from Chionomys nivalis (European snow vole), 447 nucleotides. Its product is annotated as microtubule-associated proteins 1A/1B light chain 3B-like. Gene Ontology annotation, cellular component: cytosol; autophagosome membrane; autophagosome. Bases 28 to 405 code for a protein of 125 amino acids. The transcript has a single exon. Gene Ontology annotation, molecular function: ubiquitin protein ligase binding. Gene Ontology annotation, biological process: cellular response to nitrogen starvation; autophagy of mitochondrion; autophagosome assembly. NCBI's taxonomy places the organism in Eukaryota, Metazoa, Chordata, Mammalia, Rodentia, Cricetidae. The record is from RefSeq and is a predicted model, not a curated record.
GGGCCUCCGAUCCCGGACCCCCGCGCCAUGCCGUCCAAGAAGACCUUCAAGCAGCGCCGCAGCUUCGAACAAAGAGUGGAAGAUGUCCGGCUCAUCCGGGAGCAGCACCCCACCAAGAUCCCGGUGAUAACAGAGCGAUAUAAGGGUGAGAAGCAACUGCCCGUCCUGGACAAAACCAAGUUCCUUGUACCCUGUCACGUGAACAUGAGCGAGCUCAUCAACAUAAUUAGAAGGCGCUUACAGCUCAACGCCAAUCAAGCUUUCUUCCUCCUGGUGAACGGGCACAGCAUGGUGAGCGUGUCCACGCCCAUCUCUGAAGUGUACGAGAGCGAGAAAGAUGAAGACGGCUUUCUGUACAUGGUGUAUGCCUCCCAGGAGACAUUUGGAACAGCACUGGCUGUGUAAGACCAGAACUAUGCCUAAUGUUUGUUAAGCCCUUACCAAGGA